Penicillium lagena is the source of this 1131-nucleotide messenger RNA. RefSeq lists its product as uncharacterized. The transcript is spliced from 2 exons. Lineage: Eukaryota; Fungi; Ascomycota; Eurotiomycetes; Eurotiales; Aspergillaceae. The record is from RefSeq and is a predicted model, not a curated record. Gene Ontology annotation, molecular function: zinc ion binding; nucleic acid binding. The coding region runs from base 1 to 1131 and encodes 376 amino acids.
AUGCCUCAAAAAAAUGACGAAAGGCGGGUCAUGUUAGCCCUUCAAGCUAUGCAAAAUGACCCAAAGUUAAGCGCUCGAGCAGCAGGGAGGAUCUAUUCUGUGGACCACGAGAAGCUGAGUCGUCGCAAGCGCGGUAUACAAUCACGACGCGAUAUUCUGGCCAAUUCACGAAUUUUGACCGAUCUAGAGGAAUCAGUCCUUAUUCAACAUAUCCUCGAUUUAGCUAUCAAAGGAUUCCCUCCCCGAGUGUCUAUUGUUGGAGAUAUGGCAAAUCGGCUUCUCGCGACACGCGACGCGCCACGCGUCGGGAUGCAGAGCCACCACUCGGACGAAUUUGAGGAAUACUGCAAAGGAAACAACAUUAUUACCCUUUGUAUGCCUCCUCAUUCGUCUCAUAUCCUUCAGCCACUAGAUAUUGGGUGUUUUAGCCUAUUGAAGAAGGUAUAUGGCCGACACAUCGAGGAUAUGAUGCGGGCUCAUAUCACCCAUAUUACGAAGGACGACUUCUUCCCCGCCUUUCGUAGCGCAUUCUUUGCUACAAUGACGGAAAGCAACAUUCAAGGAGGUUUCCGAGGCGCUGGACUUAUUCCAUUUGACCCGGAAAGUGUGAUAUCUACACUAGAUCUCAAGUUAAAGACGCCAACACCUACAACUUCCCGCCCCCGAACCCCUGAACCCUGGGUUUCUCAGACACCUAAUAACCCAAUCGAAGCCACUUCGCAGACUACUUUCAUCAAGAAUCGCAUUGCCUAUCAUAAUAAUAGCUCUCCAACCUCAAUUUACGAAGCUGUCGACCAGUUUGCGAAAGGGACGUCGAAGAUUAUGCACAAAUUGGCGUUGUUGCAGUCAGAGGUUCAGAUCCUUCGACAAGCAAAUGAAGAGCUUAGUAAACGCCGGAGGGCUAAAAAGACACGUCUACGGCAAGGUAGAUCACUUAGUCAACAGGAAGCACAAGAUUUACAAGAUGAGAGGGACAUUAUGCAGCAGAUAAAGCAGGAAACGCAGGCACGUAGUGGUCGGAAACCAAGGCAAGAAACGCGCGCGCGGCGCUGUAGCAAUUGCGGCGAGACCGGACAUAACGCACGCACCUGUCAGAUUGUAAUAGAGACGUCUGAGGAAGAAGAUUAUUAG